This is a messenger RNA of Erpetoichthys calabaricus (reedfish), 1296 nucleotides long. RefSeq lists its product as uncharacterized. The record is from RefSeq and is a predicted model, not a curated record. Gene Ontology annotation, molecular function: protein binding. NCBI's taxonomy places the organism in Eukaryota, Metazoa, Chordata, Cladistia, Polypteriformes, Polypteridae. The coding region runs from base 170 to 1000 and encodes 276 amino acids. The transcript is spliced from 7 exons.
ACAAGCGGCCAUCACGCAGCCCCGCAGCCCUGUGCCCGACACCUUCUCGGCGAUUGCAAACAUUCCACGUUUGCCCAACUCGGCUUCCUGUUUCCCGUCUUACGACAGCGAGGACUAAUCAGUGCGCUCGCCCCCUUCAGUGGUCAUUGUCGUCUCUGCCGCCAUCACGAUGACAGAUUUGUAUGAAAACUUCGGAUUCCACCAGAAGCCCGAGGGAAAGUACAGCGCCGCCGCAGCUCACUGUGAUGCCUCCGACCCGCACAGCGACUACAGAAGUGACCCGAGGGACAGGACCGAGGACAGGAGCGAGCGGUUGGCUGUGACGGCGACAAGGAGACAAGAACGAGGCUGUGCAGGUUCCUGCCCGAAGACAACUCUGCUGCUCUACGUGCUGACGUCACUCAGCAUCCUCCUGUGGGCCAUCCUGCUUGCCAUCUUCUGUAUCCAAGAUUCCUAUAACUCAUCCGCCAUGGCCCUGAUGAAGGAGGACAUCGCAGAACUGAAGUCAGCGGAUGCCCAGGCUGCCCUGAAUAUCAGCACAAUGAUAAACAGGAUUUCUUCAGAGAAAAGAGCAAACUCGCUGAGCUUCAGCCAAAUCAACGAGAAAGUCGAGGCACUGAAAGCAGCAGCCUCCAGACGGGUGUACUUCUUCACCCUGUACACGGGCACCCUGACUGGGAAGGUGGACCCCAUCAAGUUCAACGAGGUGUUCCUAAACAUCGGUAACGCUUACAGCAGCAGCUCCGGCAGGUUCACGUGUGCCUACUCCGGAGUCCAUCACUUCUUCUUCUCUGCCAACAGCCAGCAAAAGGUGCCAACUGAGCUCUGCCUGAUGGUCAACUCCUGGUGCAAAGUGACGAGUAAAGCAGACCCAGACAAAAAUGUCACGGGUAACAUGGGCAUGGCGCUGCUGGAACUCCAAAAAGGGAACACCGUGUGGGUGAGCCAGGUGACGGGGGGCAGCUGGGCCAAUGUCACCUUUGGGGGUAUGCUGCUGUGAAGGCACAGAUGGGACUGAGGCUUAAAAGAGCCUUGUGGCACCAGGAGAGUGCCAAGGUGGUGGGUGAUGUCAGACUGCCCUGGAGCACCCCGUCUCUUGCUGUUCUCACUUCUUUCACACCACAGGGAAGCCAGGCUUGUCGCCUUGGUGCCAGUUCCUUUGGCAUACAGGACAGUGCCACCCACCCUGGGGAAAGUGCUGGCAAGGAGCAGAGGUCAAGCUUGCCCAGACAUGGUGCCCACCUUCCUCACUGAUUGGCACCCCCACCCUGUGGACCAUCACACAAUGCCCGCCUA